Molecule: messenger RNA, 1479 nt
Organism: Diuraphis noxia (Russian wheat aphid)
Lineage: Eukaryota; Metazoa; Arthropoda; Insecta; Hemiptera; Aphididae
Product: Ral GEF with PH domain and SH3 binding motif
Biological process (GO): Ras protein signal transduction
Cellular component (GO): plasma membrane
Molecular function (GO): guanyl-nucleotide exchange factor activity
Source: RefSeq, a predicted model, not a curated record
UCAAUUAUCAAAAAUUUUUAGAAAGUAAAGUCAAAGGCAUAUGAUGAUGAUGAUAAAUUAGAACACUUAGUUUCCAACACAGAGUACAGAAAAUUAACCACGUACAACUCUUUGAAAAAACAUCCAUCAAAUUUAUCAACUCCGUCGUGUGAACAAAGGCAUAGAAGACGUCUUUCAGAAACAUUARCAUGUGGCUUAGCAAGACAAUGUAAAACUCACAGUCUUCCUUGUAAUAUGACAUUAAAACAUCCUUAUAGUGUUUCGCCAGUCGAUGUAAAAGAUGUUGAUAAGACUAAGGGUGUUUUGUCUCCUGGUAUACUCCCAGAAGAUUGGGCUGCCCAACUCACAUUAUUAGAUUUAAAUAUAUUUAGUCAAAUAUCUCCAGAAGAAUUAUCUUCAUGUUCUUGGAAUAAGAAGCAAAAAUUAGAAGUUGCACCAAAUGUAGUAGCAUUUACUAGGCAAUUCAAUCAUGUAUCAUUUUGGGUUGUUCAAGAAAUAUUGAAAGGCACCACUCCAAAACUACGCGCUGAUUUGAUCACUCAGUUUAUAAAGAUCUCCAAAAAAUUGUAUGAGCUUAACAAUUUUCAUUCAUUAUUUGCUGUUAUUUCUUCCCUUCAAAGUGCUUCAGUGUAUAGAUUAUCUAAAUCAUGGAACAAUGUGUCGAAAAAAGAUCGGCAAUCAUUUGAUAAACUAGCCAAUGUUUUCUCAGAAUGCAAUAACUGGAGGAAUCUUAGAGAUCACCUAGAAACCUUACGUUUACCAUGCAUACCUUAUUUAGGUGUAUUUUUGACUGAUUUGGUGUAUGUUGAUAUGGCACAUCCUCAUAAAAGUAGUGGAUUAUUAGAAUCUGAAGCAAGACGCCUGAAAAUGAAUAACAUUCUAAGAGUAAUAUCACAUAUGCAACAGAGCCGUUAUGAUCAUUUGAUACGGUUCUCUGGAAUAAAUGAUUAUUUAAACUCUAUUAGAUAUAUUGAAGAAUUACACAAGUUUGUUCAAGACGACCAAUAUAAAUUAUCAUUAAAGUUAGAACCUUUAUCCUGCCAAACAGAAAACUCUAGAGGCUCCAAAGAAUCCGUCAAUCAAGUCUUAUUAGAUUCUUUGAGUUUAUCACCAGCAAAAUCAGCAGAUUUAAUGCGAAUAAGAAAAUUUUCUUUAUGCAAGCAACCACAACAGAAAUUUAGUUUGAUCCAUAAAUCUGAUGAAGGAAUAUUGUCAACUGUAAACUCAAGGAAUUUAUUAGAUGACUCGCUCAUAGAAGAAAAUACAUUAGAUCURUCUAAUUUGAAUCUAUCACCCUCUCAAACAUUAAAAGGAGCCCAUAAAAUAAGUUUAGAAAGUUGUUUAAGGCGUAAAGUUGUUUUGAAAAAUGGACGAAAACCAGCUGUGACAACUUGGCAACGUUAUUGGAUACAACUAUGGGCAUCGGUAUUAAUUUAUUAUUCACCUAAAUCGUUUAAAGGUUGUAAUAGGAAUGACUUU